Messenger RNA from Punctularia strigosozonata HHB-11173 SS5, 652 nucleotides. RefSeq names its product nucleic acid-binding protein. NCBI's taxonomy places the organism in Eukaryota, Fungi, Basidiomycota, Agaricomycetes, Corticiales, Punctulariaceae. Gene Ontology annotation, molecular function: structural constituent of ribosome. Gene Ontology annotation, cellular component: mitochondrion; ribosome. The record is from RefSeq and is a predicted model, not a curated record. Gene Ontology annotation, biological process: translation. Bases 50 to 436 code for a protein of 128 amino acids. The transcript is spliced from 2 exons.
AUUACUACUGGUGAGGUUGGGCGCGCUCGCCGGCGAUACCACUGUCAAGAUGCCUCCGAUGUCCUUCGUAGGACAAGUCACCAAGGUCGGCUGUAUGAAUAAGACGGCCACCGUGACGGUGUCGCGCUGGGUAGUUCAUCCCCGGACGCGCAAACGCAUAGAGCGGAGCAAAAAGUACCACGCACACGACGAACACAACCAAUGUCGGCUAGAGGACACCGUGCUCAUUCGCAACUGCCGACCUAUCUCAAAGCUAAAAGCGUUCGCUGUCGAGAAGAUACUCCGGUCUCCGGAGAGGGAGCACGAGGCGAUGAUCGCAGAGCGUUUGAGAAAAGACGAGAAGGCCAAAGAAGCGGAGGAGAGGAUGAGGCAGGCUGCGUUGAACAUUGGCAGUGGGCAGGCUCAAGAAGCUGGUAUCCUCCGCGAGCUAUCAUAAAAGCUAACAGCGGCUUCCAUCAUAGACCAUUGUCACCUGCAGUGUACCUCACCGAGUCAGGUAUAUGCCUGUCGUAGGACAAAACCUGCAUCAGUGGAUAUAAUCACCACCACCAUUCUGACGAAUCUCACACCGAUGAGGUGCUCAAUCCGCCGCAGCCGCUGCUUUCGUUGCAUAAAUGGGUACACGUGUCUACAAUACAUUAAUUCUAAAUCG